UCUCCUCCUGUCUCUCUGUCUCCAGGUGCAGAGAAGUUGAUCCUCCACCUGCAGAAGCACAGCAUCCCCUUCGCCCUGGCCACCAGCUCAGGGACUGAGUCCUACCAGGCCAAGACCAGCGCACACCGGGAGCUGUUCGGUGCCUUUCACCACGUGGUGCUGGGUGAUGACCCCGAGGUCAAGGCCAGCAAGCCCGCCCCGGACAUCUUCCUGGCCUGCGCCCGCAGGUUCUCUCCUCAUUCCUCCCCCCCCCCCCCGUCAACCAGUGCCUGGUGCUGGAGGACAUGCCCCACGGCAUGGCGGUCGCCCCGGCAGCGGGGAUGCAGGUGGUCAUGGUGCCCAGCGUCCAGCUCGACCCCAAACUCAAUGGCCGGGGCCACCCUGCUGCUGCCCUCCUUGGGUGACAUACAACCCGAGCUCUUCGGCCUGCCCACCUUCAACUGACCUACGGACAGACAGACAGACAGAAGGACACUGGACACAAGGCCAAGACCUGACCCAUCCCAGGGCC
Messenger RNA from Dipodomys ordii (Ord's kangaroo rat), 511 nucleotides. Its product is annotated as pseudouridine-5'-phosphatase-like. NCBI's taxonomy places the organism in Eukaryota, Metazoa, Chordata, Mammalia, Rodentia, Heteromyidae. The record is from RefSeq and is a predicted model, not a curated record. The annotation marks the transcript as partial. Gene Ontology annotation, molecular function: phosphatase activity. The transcript is spliced from 3 exons.